Messenger RNA from Effrenium voratum, 1153 nucleotides. NCBI's taxonomy places the organism in Eukaryota, Dinophyceae, Suessiales, Symbiodiniaceae. The record is from the annotation of a GenBank genome assembly.
GGCUCAAAGGAUUGAAGAUGUGUUAGUAAAACUUAGUGACGAAACCUUAGUGAGCCUUCCUGAUCCUCAUUGAGCUGGAGAUGCAGUGGGGUGAGCUGUUGCUGGACCUCCUCAUCAAUUGCUCGGACCUGUGCAUCAGCGGCACUUUUGUGGUGCUCUUUUUGCAGCUCCGGAAGAACAGAUCCGCAGCCGGGCUCUCGCUCCAGACCUUGUCCACCAUCGUGGGGGCGAGGGUCAUCCACCUCAUUAGCCACGGGUGCGGGCUGCACUAUGUGCCCAACGUGUUGCCCUGGUUCAUUUAUCCCACCAUUGAUGUGGUGAGUUCCUGCAUAGGGGUAGCUUUGCUGCUGUCCUUUGUGUACUACUACUACCCAAGCUAUGAGAAGGAGAAGGACAAUUUCGGCAUCCACAUUUUCGAGCGAUUCGAGCUCAUCCCCAAGAACAGCCCACUUCGGACGAGCCCGUUUGCCGCAGCAUCUUUCCUCUAUGUAGCAGUGGCCAUCUUGGCGCUGCUUUGGUAUGCUGUGAGGAAAUCCCAGCGCACUUUCCUGAUCAGCUACUUCUGCUGCUACUACGAGGCCUUGGGCGCGAUGGCGCUCAUCCCUCAGCUAUGGAUGUUCCAUCAGGACAAGCGGGUGUCGCCCUUGCUGGCCAACUUUGUAGUGCUCACGGCCCUGCACCGGGUCUUCACGCUGAGCUUUUGGAUCGCAUACCCGCGGGUCUUCGUGUGGCGUUACCCGGACAACCGGGGCAUCCAGAUGGCCUCGGAGACCCUGAACCUGCUGAUCUUGUCGGACUUCCUGUUCUACUGGGUGCGGUCCAAGAUUCGGGGAGACUCCGAGAUCAUCCUGGGGGACAGCUACAUGGUUUGAUUUAUUUGGGCCGAUGUGAGUGCCAGCUGAGGAGCCGGCAACUUUGGCUACUUCUUCAAGCCAAGCUGUCGUUUUGCUUGAUAGAUUGCUAAGUGUGUACCAUUGUAACAUCAUGAGUUUUACCACGUGGUGCCUUCACCCUUCUGUGGCUUGGCUUUCAUGUUACGAAACCCGGGGCCCGCUCUUCCUCCCGGGGCUGACUUUGGCGCAGACGGCGCUGAAAGCUUGAGCGCGCGAGAGCCGCGCUAAUUCGGUCACCUAGGUUUUGAUGCCUCGCAGUG